AACAGUGUGACCUAGAGGUUACCCUCAGGAUCCCUUAGCUAGUCCAAAAACAGAAAAGGUAUUGCGUGAAAGAAGAAGAUGGCGACAGGCGCACUGUGAACACCUUUCCCAAGCCUCGUUUUGCACCAGUGCGGGGAAAAGGACCCCUGUGUAAGGGAGGACACGCCUUUUCGCCUGGCUUUCUAGGCUCGUGUCGAUUCCUUUCCUCGUCUGUCAGUCACUGCCGGGAUGUUCGUUUCCUGCGAUGGCUCGGCGCGUCCUGACUUCAAAGACUUCACGCUCCUUAUGCCAGCCGUAUCAGUGGGAAACAUUGGCCAGCUGGCCAUUGAUUUAGUCAUUUCAACUCUUAGGAUGACCAAAGUUGGUUACUUUUAUACUGAUUGCCUUGUGCCAAUGGUUGGAAAUAAUCCAUACGCAACAACAGAAGAGAAUGCAACUGAACUGUGUAUAAAUGCUGAAGUGUAUGCAAUGCCUCCUAAAGAGCUGGUGGUUCUACAGAUCAGAUCACCAUUCAUAAAGAAUAAAUAUAGGCACUUCUGUGAAACGCUGCUGUCCUGGGUGAAAAGCUGCAGAUUUGCCAAAGUUGUUCUUUUGUCCAGCAGUCAUGCUUACCAGCGUAAUGAUCAUCAACUUCGCACUACUUCACUGCGAUACUUGCUUUCACCUGCUGUUCCAAAACCAGUUCAAGAUCUGAUGCAAAGACUGAACUGGAGAGAAUUGGAGAGAGUGGCAGCUUUCCCUGGAGUAAAUGAUGAUGAGAAAGUGUUCCACAUUCCAGGAGGUGGCAUUACAAAGCUGUUGUUCACUGAAAGUUGUUCAAAAGGAAUACAAAUGGUGGUUUUGCUGAAAUUUUGUUCGGAGGGUGACAAUAUCCCAGAUGCACUUGUUCUUGCUGAUUAUCUUAAUGAAUGGCUUCAAGUAACUACAUACCAACAGAGUGGCUGUUCUUCCGCUCAGUCUUCCAAAUGGAAAAUGCCAAGUUCCUGGAAACUCCUCUUUGGCAGUGGCCUUCCACCUGCAUUGUUUUAAAUCCAUCUUACCUUGUGUGUAGCCACCUUGUACAAAAUUCAAGUUUUCUGUUUUUAUUUUGAUAUAGUCUGUAAUUGCCAUUGUGUAACCUCGUAUAAAAUAUAAUUACUACAAUCUAGUUAAGCUGACACUUUAGUAUGCUUCAAGGAAUGCAUAAACAUACUCAGUAUUUUUCAGAAAAACUUUUGUUAACUUCUGGUUUGCUGUCUGUCAAACUAUUUAAAACAUUUCCAGACUUCUACAAAUUAUUUAAAUAAUUUUCUAGCCUUGGCCAUUCUAGUUAAGAAUCAUCCAGAAAGUCUCUUUACACAUACUGACUUUACAGUUUUCCACCACCAUCCGUUAGGCAGUGUAAGCUAUAGGUAUCAGUUGCAGCAGCCAGAGCCUCCAAUAUAAAAGGUUAAAUUCAGCAGUUUUAACUUUUCUGACAUUUUCAUAGGGCUAGAAUGUCCCCUGAAUCCAUGCUGCCUUGUAUCCAUACUGUCCUUACUUAUUGAAAUGGAACACUUUACAGCAGUAUCAGCCUUUGGGAUGUAUAAUGCAACUAAUGAGUAGAGUCUGCUUAAGGAAGCCAAAAUAUUAAGACUUUGUAUGUGAACAAGUUAUUAAUUUUGAAUUCCAUCUAGGGCAAGAGUUUAGUUGAUCUACUAUGUUUACUAAUUUUAUAUUGGUUGCAUGUUUGCAUAGACCGUAAUGCAUCUUUUUACGCAAUAAAUGGAUAAUUGACAUGUGUCCAAUAUUGGCAUUAAGCCCCUGUGAGCUUCAGCCUAUUUCAGAGGAAGUACAGGUCGCAAUUUGGAAUGGUUCACUCUAUGUUUUUAGAGCUUUAGGUUAAAAUAAAGCCAUGUUAAAACCUGGGCUUGCUGAUAACAUAUACUGGAAAGGAGGUGUGGUAUCUAGAAAGUUCCAGGAUUAUGUAAUUAUGGCCAGCAGGGGACAAGUACAUCAACAAAUGAAAAGACGAUUGUUAAAUGUGCAUCUUCUGUUUGGAUAAAUUAAAAUGUGGGAGUUUUUAAAAGAAAUCAUGCCCCUGGUGGUUUUCUUAAAACUUAUUUUUUUACAAGAA
Eublepharis macularius is the source of this 2095-nucleotide messenger RNA. RefSeq names its product proteasome assembly chaperone 2 (gene PSMG2). Lineage: Eukaryota; Metazoa; Chordata; Lepidosauria; Squamata; Eublepharidae. The record is from RefSeq and is a predicted model, not a curated record. Gene Ontology annotation, cellular component: nucleus; cytosol. The transcript has 7 exons. Bases 229 to 1029 code for a protein of 266 amino acids. Gene Ontology annotation, biological process: proteasome assembly.